Molecule: messenger RNA, 2537 nt
Organism: Pseudogymnoascus verrucosus
Lineage: Eukaryota; Fungi; Ascomycota; Leotiomycetes; Thelebolales; Thelebolaceae
Exons: 3
Coding region: 209-1990 (593 amino acids)
Biological process (GO): transcription by RNA polymerase III
Cellular component (GO): RNA polymerase III complex
Molecular function (GO): DNA binding
Source: RefSeq, a predicted model, not a curated record
CCCAAUUCGGCCAAGCCUCCCUCCCAUGCGCCGCUAACCCCAUCCAUCCUAGUCGCACACCACCCCUGUUCAAAAAGUUCACAGCAUCGAUUGUACCCCACCACGCUCACAGCACCCAUUGACUAUCAUCAAACCUCUCAUGGCGUGAACCAUUACCUCCUCCUCAACCACGAAAUAUACCCCAAUCCCAUAAUCCGGAUACACAACCAUGCCGCCUGAAGAAGCUCCCACCACCACUCGUGGCAGGGGUCGCGGUCGCGGAAGAGGAAGAGGACGAGGUCGCGGCGCGGGAGUCACGCCCGCGAGCGUAGACGCCGCGCAUGGCGUACCAGCAACACCGGAUGUUGAAAUGGCGUCACCGAACACGUCGCCUGCGUCACCACCGACCGAGACACCUGCCUCCACGCCCAUUACGACCUCCGGGGCUGCAGGUGGUGGUGGAUCCACAGCGCCUGUAGCGCCGAUGGGCGGCACGACGACGACAGCGCGGCCGGCGGUGCAGAGGCUCGAGAGUCUGAGGGGACGGGGCGCGAGGGGCGCGAAUGCUGCGCCGAGGGCGGCGUCGAAGUUUAUACCGCGUGCUGGGCGACGGACGGCGGAGGAGAGGGAACAGGCCGCUAGGGAGGAGGCGGAGAGGUUGAGGGCGCCUGAGGCGGGAGAUAAACGAGGGGGGAUGUUUGGGCCGGGGAGUGGGAUGAGGUCUGGUGCUGGUGGUGGCGGCGCGGGUGGUGGAGGGGGCAUGAGGAUUAAAACUGAUGGCGGUGGAUAUAGGAGUGGAGGUGGGGGUGGAAGUGGAGGAGGCGGAGGGGGUUGGAGUGGAGGUGGUGGAGGCGGUGGCGGAGGUGGAUACAGCGAGCCUGUCUAUCCUGAAGAACUGGAAGAGGGUGAUGAUAUCGCGCCACGUACGGAUAUCGAACAUAUCAAUCUGAUCAGCGACGACGAGGGCGAUGUUGUCACAGGACAAUCUCGGGCGAGGAAGGGCAAGGGCCGCGCGGGCGGACAUGCGAUGAACCCCAUUCGACUUACGAGGCAUGAGCAUAAGGCGCGUGUUAUGCUCGUCAACACAGAUUCAUCGAGUGGUGAAACAAAGGUCGAAGUGGAAGAGGAGGUCAAGGUCGAAGCCCCCGAGGAGGGUGGCCUAUUCGUCCCACAAGAGGAGCCAGUCGUGAAGAGCGAGCCAGGAGCCCAAGAUGCCGGGGCGGAUGAAAUGGAAAUCGAUGCCACACCCAUGGCCGACAUCCAAGCCGGCGCUGAAGCCGAAGCAUCACCAUCCACCGCACAAGAAACCCCCAAGCCAGCGCCUGCCACCGCACCACAGCGACCCUCUGCCUUCCUCGCUGCCAACGCCAAGAAGCCCGUUCUUCAAACCGAAGAAGAUAAACAAGAAUAUGAGCGCUACCUCGAGGACAUCGAUAUCCUCGCCCGCGAACUGGGUGGUAUGAGCACCACCGCCGCUCCGCCACAAACCGAGGGCGACGUCCUCAUGGGCGAGGAGGCACAGAUUAGCCCGGAUCACAAGGAGGGUCGGCUGUACCUCUUCCAGUUUCCGCCUAUCCUGCCGAAGCUGGCGAAUGUGGAACAACCUGUCAAGCAAGACCCCGGAGACGUGGAUGUCCAACUCAGUGACAUACCAACUGGCACCAUCGACCUGGACGACACGCCAGAAGUCAAGGCCGAGCCCGCAGCUGAGGCAGACGCUGCUGUGCCGCGACCUGUUACCGGAUCCAAAGUCAAGGAUGCGUUGGUGCAGGAGCCGGGAUUGAUUGGGAAACUGGUGGUGAGGCGGAGUGGGAAGGUGGAGUUGAGUUGGGGCGGUACGAGUUUGGCGUUGGGACGUGGCGCGGAGUUCGAUUUCCUGACGACGGGGGUGGUGGUUCAGGGGCUUGGGGCGGAGAAGGGGGAGGAAGGGGGGGAGGAGAUGAGUGGGACGGGGAUGGGGAGGGUGAUGGGGAAGAUUGUGGCGACGCCGGAUUGGGAGAAGAUGUUUUGAUGAAGAGGGGGAGGGGUGGUGCUGUCGAGAUGCAAGGGGUGUGUGGGCGUUAAUUGGACGGUGUUGGGAAAUUAAUAAACGGUGGAGAGGCGUUUUCUCUUGCCGCAUUUCAUGCAGGUUGAUAUACAGCGUGGUGUAGGAUAGUAUAGACAACAUUGUAUUGGAUAGUGUCUCCUGCUGAUGGCUUAUACUACAAGUCAUGUGCACACAUGCUUGAGCUCUCAGUGCUAACCCCACAUCCCCCACCCCCUUUCACACCCAACGCCUACUGCCCCUUAUAAUACAACUUAACUCCUCAUCUUUCAAGCGGCACAGUGGCGCAGUGGGAGUACCACUGUCAGGACAAUCUGGCCAGGGCUUGGAUGAAUAAAGAGGUUACGAAUUCGACUCCCACCAAUCAAAGGACAAAAAAUAACAAGUGAAUAAAUAUACAUAUCAUAAACAUCCAAAUGUAAAAUCAAGUGAUUUUCUCCUCAUCAGAUCUUAAACAAUGAGAUCUGAUGAGUCUUUUGCCCCUUUCGUUAAAUAAUAUAAUCGUAUCUGAGAG